AUGUGUUUACUGUUUUUUCUGACUCUAUUUAUUCAGUAUACUCUGAGGAUAGAAUCUGAUAUAUUUUCACAGCUGGGACAAUAUGAGUUAUUUGAGAGACCAUCCUUUCGUAUCGCUCGAGAUAUUAGUGGACGGCAGAUCAGGCAAACCGUGUUUUAUGCAUGGGGAAGACCAUGGUACUUGAUUCUCUAUCGUGAAACAUCUUUUCAUAAUUCUAACUUGUCAGUCAGAUUUAUCAGUACAAAUGGUACCUACUCUUUUUAUCCGAAAAGAAAAUAUGCAGAACUACAUAUUGGCUAUGUAUCAGAUUCAAACCAAUCAUUUGUGUUAGCUCAUUUGGAACCAUACACUUCACUCCUCAGCGCUCAUAUUCAUGUGGAAUCAGAUAUUUUUGUUAUUGAGCCAUUGUCUGACUACAUUAACUAUAUUGGGAACAAUUCCAUGUUAAUUUAUCGCCUAAGAGAUAUUCAAUUUGAAAAGAUACUAAAUAAUUCAAUGAAUUAUAAAUCAGCCACUUUAUUGGCCCUAGAAACUGAUACAUUUGAUAUCUACAUUAGACGAAAACGAUUUAACCCCGCACAAUUACAGAGCAAACUUUGUCGUCUGACACUCAUCGCUGAUUACGAUUUUUUCACUAAUAUGGGAAAUAGAAAUGGACCUAAAACUAUCGGUCAUGUUAUUAAAGUAUUUGACCGGUUAAAUUAUCUGUUUCUUACUUCAAAAUUUUUGGAUGAUAAACAUUAUGAAAUGAUUGGUUAUGGCUUUUUAUUACAUGAGAUUGUAAUCCAUGAAUCAUGGACAGCUGAUUAUGGUCACUACAAUUCACCAACUGAUAUAGGUGGAAAAAUUUGGACAGCUACAUCCCUAUUGCGUGCAUUUAGUCGAUUCGAUGCGAAACAGUCCUGUUUGGCUCAUUUACUUAGCUACAAAAGAAUAGAUGAAGGCAUUUUGGGGAUGUCUUGGUUGGCAUCCCCGGAUCCAAAAAAGUUAGGCGGUAUUUGUUCCUCACCUGUUCGACGGAAUAAUAAAAAGGAUCUCUAUUUAAAUACAGGAUGGACUACUUAUGUAGAUUAUAAUGGCCAACAACUAGUUAACGCUUUGGCUGAAUUAAUCACUGCUCAUGAAUUAGGACAUAGUUGGGGAGCAGAUCAUGAUCCUGACACAGAUGAAUGCAAUCCUACAGCUAUAAGUUCUGGAAAAUACUUAAUGUAUACCUAUUCAGUUUCAGGUUACGCUGAAAAUAAUGGAAAAUUUUCACCAUGUAGUUUACGGACAAUUGGGGCUUGUUUGGUUACUCGUGCUCCAUUAUGUUUCGAAGAUUCAUCUGUGGCUCUUUCAAAUCUUUGUGGUAAUAGUCGUAUUGAUGAGGGUGAAGAAUGUGAUGCUGGUCGAAAUCCACAUGAUCCUUGUUGUAGUUCUGAGUGUUAUUUUAGAACAGGUGCUCACUGUUCACCUUGGAAUCAUGGUUGUUGUACUUCUGAUUGUCAGUUGGCACCAAAGAAUACUAUUUGUGCACAAACUAGUAGUACUAAUCCUUGUUUAGGACCUGGUCAGUGUAAUGGUUUAUCAUCUACUUGUCCAGGUCCAACACUUUUAUCCGGUGGUCAAUGUGAUGAACACGGGCGAUGUUUUCAGGGUAAAUGUCAUCCGUUUUGUUUUAGUCUUGGGCUGGAAACUUGUAUCUGUGAUUCAGUUGAAGAAUCGUGCUUUAUUUGCUGUUUAUUUCCAACAUCAAAUUCAACUAAAAAUCAAAGCACCAUAUGCCUUCCUGUCAUAUUGACACAAAAUGAAUAUCUAUUAUAUUCUAAACAGAAUACUGUAAAACAUUCAAAAUCCUAUUCAAUGAUUUAUCAUUCAAAACAAUUAAUUCUGUAUUCUAUGCAUAAAUUGUUACCAUUCUCAUCUAAUAUAUUACGGUUAUAUGAUAAACAUUCAUCAAAUGAUACAUAUUAUUUUGUUGUUCAUAAUGAAAGUCAAAAAUUACCUACAAUUAAUUUAAAAAAUAUUAAUUCAUACUAUCAUGAACAACCUUUGGUACAUAUUCAUUUACAAGACUAUAGACCAUGUCUUAAUGGUUAUUGUAUGGCGGGGAAAUGUAUAGAAUCGAAAAGUAAGCGGAUAUUACGAUUUUGGGCACCAGUUCAUUAUUCUAAACACAAGAAUUUCAGCACUAUUGCUUGGGAUAAUCUGGUAUUUUUCGCAGUCUUUUUAUCACUUAUCGUAUGGAUACCAUUGAGUGCAUGUGUUGCUUACUUAAAUAGGUAUCAUGAAUGA
Schistosoma rodhaini is the source of this 2274-nucleotide messenger RNA. NCBI's taxonomy places the organism in Eukaryota, Metazoa, Platyhelminthes, Trematoda, Strigeidida, Schistosomatidae. The record is from the annotation of a GenBank genome assembly.